Messenger RNA from Colius striatus (speckled mousebird), 2166 nucleotides. RefSeq names its product interactor of HORMAD1 1 (gene IHO1). The record is from RefSeq and is a predicted model, not a curated record. Gene Ontology annotation, cellular component: condensed nuclear chromosome. Lineage: Eukaryota; Metazoa; Chordata; Aves; Coliiformes; Coliidae. Gene Ontology annotation, biological process: meiotic DNA double-strand break formation; DNA recombination; homologous chromosome pairing at meiosis. The transcript is spliced from 7 exons. The coding region runs from base 280 to 2157 and encodes 625 amino acids.
CAGGUGAGAUGCAGGGAGCUCCAGCCCCGGGCUGACUGCAAGGCCCCACGCUCCCCUGAGGCAGGCAGGCCCAUGGACAGCCACCAGGCCUUGGGGUGUCCAUGACAGCCAGGCCUGCCCUGGGCCUGCAGGGCUGUGCCCCCCCACCAGCUCUCCCCACAGCGAGGGGGCACAGGGGGACUGUCCCCCCACCCCGAGGUGGGGGCAGAGGCCGUGCAAGCCACGAGGGCCAUGGUGAGGGGCGGGAGAUCCCAGCGAGGGUGUCAGCUGUAAAAAACCAUGAAUUUUAACGUCUGGAAUAUCAAGGAGAUGUUGAGCACGCCGACAGCCCCCGGGUCUAAUAAGUUCUUGAUCCGGAGCAGCGCUCCGAGUGACUACUCGAGUUUGAGCGACUCUCAGCUGCUCUUUGGCUCCCAGUUCUGCCCGGAGAAUGUGCAGUCAGCAGCGCUACCGCUGGAGCUGGGCACACAGCUGGGCCAGCACAACUCCCAGGAUAGCGAGCCCAGUAUUUUUACCAAAUACCAGACAAAACCACAGCUAUUUGAUGAAGAUGCAAGAGAAAAAGGUUCACUUAAUUUUGGUGCAGGACGAGUCAAAAGUGUCUUGGAAAAUUUUGAAGUGAAUAAAAACAAAAUAAAGGACAAAUAUGAUCGUGAGGUUUUAAGCACCUUUCUUUCCAGCAUCAAAGACAGGCUUCAAGGGCUGCAAGCCUGCUUGGAUAAGUUUGGAGAAAUGUUCGAUUCAAGAAACAAAUCCAUUUUGGUUCACCUGGAAACCAUUUCCAAGACAAUGCAAGAUGCUCUUCAAAGUCACUGUGACUCGGUGCUGAAAGCUCUGACAGAUAAAAGCCAAAUGGAGCAGGCGCUGCUGGAGAUGGAGCGGAGACUCGCAGCCAAAGACCUGGAGAUUUUGGAUGUGAAAUCCAGCAUCCAGCUGCUGAAGGAGAGUCUGGAGUCACUGCCAGCUAAGCUGGGAGAUCAGCACCUGAAGCUGUGUGAAGAACAAGGCUUCCUGAAGCUCCCAAACGCUGUGGCUGAGCUGCACACUCUCAUUUCCAGUGCCAGAGCCCCCCCUCACACAGCUGAUAACUCGUCCCAGACCUCCCCUUGCCCAUGCCAGGGCUGUGGUCCCGGUGAGGGGCACGUGUGCUGCCGAGGCAGGGAGUUUUGCAGCUUCUCGCGUGGGUGCCAGCCCAGCUGCGUGACAGAGGGGGAGCGGCACGGAGCCUGUCCCGUGAGGAAUCAGGGCUUUGGGGAUGGCACAUCAACGGGUGACCCAACCGCAGGGGAAGUCAGCGCUGUCACCACACCAGCGCGUGGCAGAGAAAACUCCCCUCUGCAGGUGAAAUACGGAUCGGAAACACCGAGCUGUGCUAAGCUGCCUUGUGUGUACUGCACUAACGGGCACUUUCUGGGGGGCAGCCUGACCAAGCGGUGUCCCGUAGCGCAGGAAGUGCCGCUGCCCACCCCGCUGAGGAAGGUGGUCAGGAGAGGCACUCGGGGAUUCGCCCUCGGGACACCGGCACAGCAGAGGCAGCCUCAAGCCUGCCACCUCUCUGGGACACGGGACAGUAACAGGGAGGUGGAGAGUGCGGCGAAACGGCGGCCGGGAAGAGCUCCCUGGAACAAAGCAAUGGGGAGGAAGAAAAUGUGCCCCACUGGCAGAAAAGGUCAGCUCUCUCGGUGUGCUGACGGUGGGCUGAAGCUGAGGAGGGCAAACGGGGUUACUGACUCGGAAAGCUCCAGAAAGAAUUGCUUUCCCAGAUACACAGUUGCUCUCAAUUUAGGAAGCUCUAGCCCAGUUUUUGCAGCUCCCAAUCAGCAGCUCCUCAGCAGCGCUCAGCCAAGUCUGACAAAGACUCUCCCACCAGCCCCGUGUCCCCGUAAGAGCCUGCAACAGCAGCAGCUUGUGGACAGAAGGAAGAGAUGUUUGGAAAUGAAAAGAAGAGUGAAUGUUUCCUGUGCACAAAGGAACCUCUGGGAUUCCUCUCCCCAGGAGAAUGAGUUUUCUCUGAGCAGCACAAUGAGUGGAAACCCGGGGAGCUGCUUGGGCCUGCGAGGCCCUGCGGCCUCCACCGAAGCCCAUCCUGCCAAGGUGCUGGCCCAGCACAGCACAGCCUGUUGCUCUUUAGUUUUUGAUAGUGAUUAUUCUGAUUGAAGAGGUCUG